Cannabis sativa is the source of this 1833-nucleotide messenger RNA. Its product is annotated as exopolygalacturonase-like. Gene Ontology annotation, biological process: carbohydrate metabolic process. The coding region runs from base 195 to 1382 and encodes 395 amino acids. The transcript has 4 exons. Gene Ontology annotation, molecular function: polygalacturonase activity. The record is from RefSeq and is a predicted model, not a curated record. NCBI's taxonomy places the organism in Eukaryota, Viridiplantae, Streptophyta, Magnoliopsida, Rosales, Cannabaceae.
AGUGCUAAUUUUAGAGUUGAAGUAUACUUACCAUUCAAAUUUAUAGUAUAGUUAAUUUAGUAAUAAUCUGUUGGAAAUUGCUGGUGCUAUAAUUUGUAUCAGGACUAUAAAACAAAUGAAAUCCAAAAGCAACAGUAAUUCAUUCUUCAUUAUUUCUUUCUAAAACAAAAACAAUACUCCUGAAGAUUACAAAAAUGGAUCUCCAACGAAACACGAUUGAUGCAAUCAUAGCUUUGCUAGUAUUUUUGACGGUCUCAGUCUCCGUCAAUUGUCUAACAUUUGAUGUGACCAAAUAUGGUGGAAAACCCAAUUCUGAUAUUUCUCAGGCUCUAGCAGUUGCUUGGAAAGAUGCUUGUGCGGCACCAAGUUCAGCUAAGAUAGUAAUUCCAAAAGGUUUAUACAAAUUAAGAAAAGGAUAUUUCAUGGGACCAUGCAAGUCACCUAUUGAGUUUGAGCUGGAAGGAACAUUGCAGGCCCCAUCCACAGCUAACGGCUUCCAAAAGGGCGAUGGAUGGGUUACUUUUGAGCGCAUCAACAAGCUAUCCGUGUACGGUAGCGGCACUUUCGACGGUCAAGGAAAAAAUAGUUGGGGAACUCAGUGCGCCAGGACUAACUAUUGCGGUCAACUCCCCGUUAAUAUUAGGUUGAACUAUGUGACGAAUUCGGUGAUCAAGAGUGUGACAUCCCUAAACAGCAAGCAAUUCCACUAUAUAGUUUACGGAGGAGAGAAUCUAUCGUUUAAAAAUGUUAAAAUUAUAGCACCCGAGGAUAGUUGGACCACUGAUGGAAUCCACAUUGGGCGUUCAACAAACAUCACCGUCACCGACUCGAUCAUUAAAACAGGCGAUGAUUGCAUCUCCAUCGGGGAUGGAACAAAGAAAUUGACAAUAACGAGAGUUACAUGUGGACCUGGCCACGGAAUUAGUGUUGGUAGUCUUGGAAGGUACAACAAUGAACUCCCUGUACAAAGUAUCUAUGUCAGAGACUGUACAUUCAAGGGUAGCACAAAUGGAGUUAGGAUCAAGACAUGGCAAGGUUCUCAGGAUAGUAUUGCAACAGAUAUGCACUUUGAGAACCUCAUGAUGUACAAUGUUCAGAACCCCAUCAUCAUCGACCAAGAGUAUUGCCCAUGGAACACGUGCAACAAUGUUAAGGAGAAGCCAUCAAGAGUGAAGCUUAGCAAAGUGAGCUUCAAGAACAUCAGGGGAACAUCCGCGACUGCUGUUGGAGUGAAGCUUAUUUGCGGGGGAUAUUCGUGCCAAAAUGUGGAAAUUAGUGGCAUUGAUCUAAAAUACAAUGGCAAUGGGCCCACUAAGUCCGUUUGUAAGAAUGUGAAGCCCAUGGUCUCUGGCUACGUGAACCCAGCUGUUUGCAAACAGUAAUUAGUACUACCCAUGGCACGAAUACAAUUAUUAUACAAGUUGAAGUCAUUUUUUCCUUGUUAUAUAGUAUUCAUGAAUCAUGCUAAUUAACGGGCAUGAUUACUAUCUUCAUCUAAAGCUAUAUACACCUCUCUCUUUUAGUUAGCUUUCUGUUUUGCUUUACCAUACUAUUUGACGUAUGGUUACUGGUUAGAUGAUCAUUAAGUCAUUUGUAUGAUUUUUGGUGCCCGCGGAUGCAGAGUUUCGUCGCGGCUAGAGAAAUAAGAUAAUCAGCAAUUUGUUUUGUUUUGUUUUAGUUUUUUUGGUGUUUUUUUUUUCAAUUAUAAAAUAACUAGGAACUAUUCCGCAAAGCGCGGUCCUUAAUAUUCAUUGUAAUAAUUUUUUUUAGUGGCAAAAUUUUUGUAAUGAGUGUUAUAAUAUAAAAUAUGACAUAGAAUUGUCAAUUAACUUA